AUGCUCAACCUCUUCCGUAUUCUCGGGGACUUGUCCCACCUUGCCAGUAUUGGCAUCCUCCUCCACAAGAUGGUUCAGCUGAACAGCUGUUCCGGUAUUUCGUUCAAAUCACAAGCUCUCUACCUUUUGGUUUACAUCACCAGAUACCUUGACCUAUUCUCAACCAGCAGCCUGUGGAACCUGGUCUUCAAGAUUCUCUUCAUUACCUCCCAAGGCUACAUCGUCUACCUGAUGACGACCGCCUACAAGCCCACCAACGACCCCAACCAAGACACGUUCCGCGUCCAGUACCUGCUUGGAGGCGCCGCCGCCCUGGCCAUCGUCUUCCCUUACUACUACACCUUCUGGGAGAUCCUCUGGGCCUUCUCCAUCUGGCUCGAGGCCGUCGCCAUCCUGCCCCAGCUCUUCAUGCUCCAGCGUACUGGCGAGGCCGAGACCAUCACUACCCACUACCUCGCUGCCCUCGGUAUCUACCGUGCCCUGUACAUCCCCAACUGGAUCUACCGUUACUUCACUGAGGUGAACCACAAGGUCGACUGGAUCGCCAUCGUCGCCGGCAUUAUCCAGACCAUCCUGUACUCUGACUUCUUCUGGAUUUACUACACCAAGGUGAUGAAGGGCAAGAAGUUCAAGCUGCCCGUCUAA
This is a messenger RNA of Colletotrichum aenigma, 645 nucleotides long. RefSeq names its product ER lumen protein-retaining receptor (gene erd2). Gene Ontology annotation, cellular component: membrane; endoplasmic reticulum; cis-Golgi network. NCBI's taxonomy places the organism in Eukaryota, Fungi, Ascomycota, Sordariomycetes, Glomerellales, Glomerellaceae. The record is from RefSeq and is a predicted model, not a curated record. Gene Ontology annotation, biological process: endoplasmic reticulum to Golgi vesicle-mediated transport; protein retention in ER lumen. The transcript has 4 exons. The coding region runs from base 1 to 645 and encodes 214 amino acids. Gene Ontology annotation, molecular function: ER lumen protein retrieval receptor activity.